CGCUCCGGCUGGCUCCUGCGGCUGCGGGCGGCGGGGAGCCCGGGAGCAGGCCGGCGCGGGACCCCGAGCCCCGAGGAACGAUGAGCCAGGUGCUGGGGAAGCCGCAGCCGCAGGGCGAGGACGACGAGGACGACGAGGAGGAUGAGCUGGUGGGGCUCGCGGACUACGCGGCCGGGCCCGAGUCCUCGGACGCCGAGCUGGACAGCGGGGCGGAAGACCGAGUUUUGGACUUCAGUGACCCUUUCAGUACUGAGGUGAAGCCCAGAAUCUUGCUCAUGGGUCUCAGGAGGAGCGGCAAGUCAUUGGUUCAGAAAGUCGUCUUUCACAAAAUGUCUCCCAACGAGACCCUGUUCCUGGAGAGCACCAACAAGAUCUGCCGGGAAGACGUCUCCAACAGCUCCUUUGUCAACUUCCAAAUUUGGGACUUCCCGGGACAGAUUGACUUUUUUGACCCUACAUUUGACUAUGAGAUGAUCUUCCGGGGAACAGGAGCACUGAUCUUUGUCAUUGACUCCCAGGAUGACUACAUGGAAGCGCUGGCCAGGCUCCAUCUCACGGUGACCAGGGCCUAUAAGGUGAACACUGACAUCAACUUCGAGGUGUUUAUUCACAAAGUGGAUGGUCUGUCAGAUGACCACAAAAUUGAAACCCAAAGAGACAUUCACCAGAGGGCAAAUGAUGACCUUGCAGAUGCUGGAUUAGAAAAAAUUCACCUCAGCUUUUAUCUGACAAGCAUAUAUGAUCACUCGAUAUUUGAAGCUUUUAGUAAAGUGGUUCAGAAACUUAUCCCACAACUCCCAACUCUGGAGAAUUUGUUGAACAUCUUUAUUUCAAAUUCUGGAAUUGAAAAGGCAUUUCUGUUUGAUGUGGUCAGUAAAAUUUAUAUUGCAACCGACAGUACUCCAGUAGAUAUGCAAACUUAUGAGCUCUGCUGUGAUAUGAUAGAUGUGGUUAUUGACAUCUCUUGUAUUUAUGGUCUCAAAGAAGAUGGAGCAGGAACCCCCUAUGACAAGGAAUCAACAGCCAUUAUAAAGCUGAAUAAUACAACAGUUCUUUAUUUAAAAGAGGUGACAAAGUUCCUGGCACUCGUUUGCUUUGUCAGAGAGGAAAGCUUUGAGAGAAAAGGGCUUAUUGACUACAAUUUUCAUUGCUUUCGGAAGGCCAUUCAUGAAGUUUUUGAGGUGAGAAUGAAAGUGGUGAAGUCUCGAAAGGUUCAGAGUCGGCUUCAGAAGAAAACAGCAGCCACUCCUAACGGGACCCCUAGAGUGCUGCUGUAAGCGUACCAAGAGCACCUGAGACCAGACCUUUUUGACAAGGCUGCUGUACCAUGUCACACUACAGAGAGAGGAAGAAGGAGAUUGAUACCCAUCAUAUGGAUGUAUUGUGAAGGAAAAAACUUACUCUUUUUAAAAUAAAAUAAGCACUUUGAAGCAAAAACUUGUA
Nannospalax galili (Upper Galilee mountains blind mole rat) is the source of this 1443-nucleotide messenger RNA. RefSeq names its product Ras related GTP binding D (gene Rragd). The transcript has 7 exons. The coding region runs from base 81 to 1277 and encodes 398 amino acids. Gene Ontology annotation, molecular function: GTP binding; GTPase activity. Lineage: Eukaryota; Metazoa; Chordata; Mammalia; Rodentia; Spalacidae. The record is from RefSeq and is a predicted model, not a curated record. Gene Ontology annotation, biological process: cellular response to starvation; positive regulation of TOR signaling; cellular response to amino acid stimulus. Gene Ontology annotation, cellular component: nucleus; Gtr1-Gtr2 GTPase complex; lysosome.